Molecule: messenger RNA, 5142 nt
Organism: Pogona vitticeps (central bearded dragon)
Lineage: Eukaryota; Metazoa; Chordata; Lepidosauria; Squamata; Agamidae
Source: RefSeq, a predicted model, not a curated record
GUACCUGGGAAUCCCAACACUAGGCCCAGGGUUGGAGAUCUUCCAUUGACACUAGUCUCCUUUCUAUGCUUUGGCUCUCCAUGCGAGCCAGAGACAAAUGGAUGCAAUCGCAAAUGCCACCCUCAAGAGGAAGUUUGAUGACGUGGAUGUGGGCUCGCCCGUCUCCAAUUCUGACGAUGAGAUCUCCAAUAGUGACAGUGCAGACAGCUGUGACAGUGUCAAUCCUCCCAGCUCUACUGGCUUUAUACCAACCUCCAUCUUGAAGAGGCAGAAGCAAUUGCGCAGGAAGAAUGUACGCUUCGACCAAGUGACGGUGUACUACUUUGCACGGCGCCAGGGGUUUACCAGUGUGCCCAGCCAGGGGGGCAGCUCCUUGGGCAUGGCACAGCGCCACAACUCCGUCCGCAGGUACACCCUUGGUGAGUUUGCCCAAGAACAAGAAGUGAAUCACCGUGAGAUCCUUCGAGAGCACUUGAAAGAAGAGAAGCUCCAUGCCAAGAAAAUGAAGCUGACGAAGAACGGCACUGUGGAGUCUGAGGAGGCGGAUGGCCUGACCUUGGAGGAUGUCUCCGACGAUGACAUUGACGUAGAGAAUGUGGAGGUGGACGACUACUUCUUUUUACAGCCCCUGCCAACCAAGAGGCGCCGGGCUCUCCUCCGGGCCUCCGGCGUCCAUCGCAUCGAUGCCGAGGAGAAGCAGGAACUCCGCGCCAUCCGUCUGUCGCGGGAGGAAUGCGGCUGUGACUGCCGCCUGUACUGUGAUCCUGAGGCUUGUGCCUGUAGCCAGGCAGGCAUUAAAUGCCAGGUGGACCGAAUGUCCUUCCCAUGUGGCUGUUCCAGAGACGGUUGCGGGAACAUGGCAGGGCGCAUUGAAUUCAAUCCCAUACGGGUGCGGACUCACUACCUGCACACCAUUAUGAAACUUGAGCUGGAGAACAAGCGGCAGGUGAGUCGGACCCAGGCGGUGGAUGAAGAGACCCCUCACAGCUCCAGCAGUGACUGGUUGGGAACCCAGUCCCCAGAGACGCAGGACUUCCAGGAGUUCAUGGCGGAGAACGAGACAGCCGUCAUGCACCUUCAGACAGCCGAGGAGCUGGACCGCUUGAAGGCAGAGGAAGAAGACUCGAGCAGCGGCUCCAGUGUGGAAAGCCUUGGCGUGUGCAUUUUAGAAGAGCCCCUUGCAGUCCCGGAGGGGAUGUGCCCCAGCAUGGCUACGCCCAUCCUCAUCCAAGCCCAGCUGCCUCCGGGUUCCUCCGUGCUAUGCUUUACGGACCCCUCUGAGCAGGCGAGCUCAGGCGAGGGCGACCAGCCCUACUUGAACAGUGGGCCGGUGGUGUACUAUCAGGUUGACCAAAGGUCAGUGCUGGGGGUGAAGGGAGAGAGUAGCACCGAAGAAUCAGAAGCACCCUCUUGUUACACGGAGGAGAAGGAGCUGAGCGUCUACUCGGUCCCUGUGACUUCCCUGGUGCCUUGCGGCCGAGCUGCAGCCUCCAGCAGGGCGGAAGCAGGGGAUGCUGUUCAGCCCCUGGAGCCUCUUCCUUCUGAAAGCCGCCAAUCAGAAGGUCCUCCCUCACCAAGCCUGCCAUUCCACACAAACGCGUCGCCAGACAUUUUGCGGCCCCAGAGCCUUGGGCAGUCUCCAGAGAGAGCCUGCGAGCUUUCCUCUUCCGAUGAAUGCACUCUGGGCCCCCCUGCUCUGACCGUGUGACACACCCUAACCCUUCGCAGCUCUUAAUCUUGAUGAUGAUGAUGAUGUCUAUUUAUUGACAGCCAUUUUGUUGAAUGGUCACAGUCAGUGGGAAUUAUUUAAUAUGGGGCAAGUGGGGAGGGAGGGGAGAGAAGGGGGACUGCUUUGUAUAGGCUUACUAUCAAAGGAAUUAAAGGAAGCGCUUACGGCUCAAAGGGAGAGGUUUGCUCUGCAGAGUGGGUUGACCUCUUGAUGCAGAAGCGGCUGGACCACCGACAAGGGACCGUUGGAAGGAGGCAAGGACCAAAUUGUGUGCAUGUGUCUCACAGAAGCAAUAGAGAGCGAACCUGCAGAGGCAGAAGAGGGCAUUGUUGCUACUGUUUGCCAUCAGGACCGUUCUGAGCAAUGGAAGCUCUCCCUCCUUCUCCCUCCAGUCGCUCCGUCGGGGUGAAGCUGCUGCUGCCGUCCAUCCCAUUCUGUCAUUUUCAUUGCUCUGUCUUCUGGGAGAUGGUGACUUUGCCUGUUUGAACCACUUCGGCCAGUUAACAUAGCUUAGGCUCUACAAACUCUUAUUUAUGUGACAUUUCCUGCCCUCCUUUCCCUUGGGGGAAUAAUCCUGUAUAUUUUUUAAAAUGCAGUAUGGGUUAACUUUUGCUUACGACCGGUUACUUCUACAGUUUGGCAUGCAGCUGUCCCAUGGACCUACAUUCAUCCUCAAGUCUCCUGCUGCUUCCCAGUAGCUUCAUCCAAACAGGCUCAUCCUCUUUCUUGCCAGCCCUUAAUGAGGGGGCUGGCCAGAGCAAUCAGUUUUAAUUGUACUCAGUUUUGUUUUUGAUUUUUAUGUGCUGAAUGUUUACUGGGGCAUCUUGUGACCUAUAGCUGAUACUCCAGUAUCUGUUCUGGGAUCUGCUGCCUCUUUGUCAUGUUAACUCCUUCUGGGGUCCGGUUUUUUGAACACUAAUUGCACCAGGGUGCAGUAGGGUUGAUCUUCCUGGUGGAAGGGUAUAUCUCUCUAUAAACAACCAGAGUUUUGUUUGGAAUACGGAAAUAUACAAAGGCCUUCUUAUCCUUUUUCUCUAUGAUUUUACAAAUUAUUUUCACCCUUGACUUCAGCUAUUUCAGAAUGUUCCAUUCUCGUUAUACAAGUGUUUUUGAAGUAAGUUUUUGAGCUUUCUGUUACUUGCUACAGAGAAUUUUGAAUGAAUUUGGAUGGCAAAGAGAAGAAGCAUAAACAAUGGAAUGGCAGCCUGGCAGCUAGCAAGCACAAAGGGUUCAAGCAAAUGUGCAAUAGGAUGGUAGUGAUGAAGCCUCUCAGGUUUUACACAUCAAUUUGUGAUCUCCAUCCCUAAGAGGUGUGCAGUGAAUGGCUCCAAGAAUCCUGGAAUAAAAGGGGGGGGGGAAGAUGGGAGUCAUUAGAGCUGCCAGUCACCCCCUUUAUGACUACUUCCCACCCUAUGUAGAAUAACAAAAGCACUUUUUAUCCACUAUCCUCCACUUUUUUCCGCUAUGGUGGAGUGCCCUAAGGAGUGGCCCAAGCCUUCUUUUCUCCACUAUCCCCCAACCUUUGUGUAGUAAAUCGGAAGGGUUUGGCUUGGAUCACAUCUAAGCUAUCACAGUGACCCCUCUGUGCUGACUUCUAAAUAAGAUGGAACCCAUGAAGAUGACACUGACUUAGAUUUUCCCUGUCUGCCCCAAUUCUUUUUUCGGACUGCUCGAGGCCUCCAUGACUUGCACAAGCCUUCUGGCUACUUAAUUGCCUCAUGUAGCUUAGGAAUUCCCUAUGCAGGAAGAGGCUACUGCACUUAUAUUUAUUUAGAAAGGAGGCGAAAUUUAAGCAGCCAAAGGUGGGUAAUGUUUUUCCAUCAUCGUUUGUCUCAAGAAGGAAGUUAACACAUUCAUAGUAUCCGGAAAGCAGGUCAUCUUUGAAAGCCUCUCCUGUUCAGGCUGGCAGAGUCGAUUAUCAGAUCUUUCAAGGAAAUGGUUCUUUUGAGUAUCUGGCACCUUGGGAGAGAUGGGUUGGAGGGAGGGAGGCUUGACAGAGAAGCCCAAGUUCGCUCGCUCUUUUCAAUGCUAAAAAUACUUGGUAAAAGGAAGAACAAAGCUGUGUUCCCAAUGCUUCCUUCCUGUUUCUAUCAUAAUGAUACUUGGGCAUUUCUAGGGAGAUUAAAUGAGCAGAAGCAAAUGGCUUUGAAAUGACAGUAGAAUGGGAGAAACCGUAUGACUCUAAUGUAGCCUCUGACCUAAAAUGGCCUUGAAGCCCAUGGAAAUCCCAUCUUGCUGUGUAGAUGGGGCUUCAAAACAGAUGUUUAUCUAUAAAAAGACUUCAGUGUGUUAGCAACUUGUUAAUUUUAGCUUUAUUUUCCCAGUUUUCCUUGUGUUCUUUGGCGUGUAUGACACACCAGAACCUCCUGUGCUUUCUUGCCAAUUUGAGAAGUUCUUAAUUACUAUCUUACUGACUCCUGCUGCAGCAAAUGGCUUAGAAAUGACUUGAGAAGAAAUGGUGCUUUGUAUGUGCAGAAGGCAGGUUUUGCCUUUGUGUAGUGACUUUAAAAGGGGAAAGAGGCUCCCAAGCAUUUAAGGAUAGCCUUAAAAUGUCUGUCAAUGUCAGUGACUGCCUUGCAGAGCAAAGGGCCACACCUCUUGAUGUUUCUCCUUGCCACCUCCACCCCAGUCUCAUUGCUGGGAGUUAUUUUGCCACAGCUUGGUCUUUUAUGCUUCUUUUCCGCUGCAGUCAAGUUGGGCUAAAGAGGCGCACUGGUGACAUUAAUAGGAAUCCUUCCCAAUGUCUGUACUAAUUGUUUACAAAAUUAAAAAGGUGCUAUACAAAAAAUAGCUGGCUUUAUUCUUAAAGGCAGCCAUUUUCUGAUGUGAUCCUGUCAGUGGCCUAUGCGUUCACUCUGCUUCAGUUCAGAAACAAGGUUUGAAUGAUGUGCGUGGGAAUGUGCUUCUCUGAAGCCAACGGUGCAGCUGGAAGCGCCAUAGUUAAAAAGCAGCAAGGACAAAAUGUCUGUCUCAGAAAAUCUGACCCAGGAGGGUUUAUGUAUGCCCUGUUGCUUGCUUGCCUCCCUACAAAGGGCACUGCAGACUUUGCUAUUUGCCUUGCUAGCAGCUUCCUAUUGUAGGUGAGGCACGCUGCUGUAUGACAAAAUGUACCCACCUUUUUGCCUGGAAAUGCCUCUGUGCCUGCAGCUGACUGUUGCAGCAUUCACCUCAAAGCCAUAGGCAGCCACGGUGGUAAUGGUGGAGAGCCCUGGAGUGGCCCAUGCCUCCUUGGUUUUUGUUCCCUUUAAUACCAUGGUGUUCUUUGGCAGACUGGCCUAUGAUCCACUCUAAGAAGAAUGUGCAUACAUGGAGAGAUCUGAUAAUGUAAGAACCUUCUUUUGUAUUCUCGAAGGCUCUCACGGCUGGCAUCCGAUGGUUGUUGUAGAUUUUUUGGGCUGUUUGGCUAUGUUCUG